UCUCCUUGUGUUAAUCUGUAAAAUGAGGAUAAGAACAUUCCUCUUGUCUGCCUCGAUUAUUUGGAUUCGAAGUCUUUGGAGCAGAGAGUUUUCUUUUACUUUGGCUCACACCUAUGGCAAGGAAAUCUCAGUCUUGGGAUUUAACUACUUGGGCUUGAACAACAAACCAGAUCCAGUGGUAUUGGCCCAUCCUCAGGAGCCUCACCACCCCUCUGAAAAGCCUGUCAUCCACUGCCAUAAAUGUGGGGAGCCAUGUAAAGGGGAAGUACUUCGUGUUCAGGCCAGACACUUUCACAUCAAAUGCUUCACCUGCAAAGUGUGUGGCUGUGACUUGGCACAAGGAGGCUUUUUCAUUAAGAACGGGGAGUAUCUUUGCACCUUGGAUUACCAGCGCAUGUAUGGUACCCGCUGCAAUGGCUGUGGGGAGUUUGUGGAGGGUGAAGUAGUGACAGCUCUGGGAAAAACAUACCACCCAAGCUGCUUUGCCUGCACUGUUUGCAAGCGUCCAUUUCCACCAGGCGAUCGGGUUACCUUUAAUGGAAGGGACUGUCUUUGUCAGAUGUGUGCUCAGCCAAUGUCCUCCAGUCCAAAAGAACUGUCUGCCUCAAGCAAUUGUGCUGGCUGUGGAAGAGACAUAAAAAAUGGCCAAGCAUUGCUAGCUCUGGAUAAGCAGUGGCACCUGGGGUGCUUUAAGUGCAAGGCCUGCGGGAAGGUCCUAACUGGGGAAUACAUCAGCAAAGAUGGUGCUCCUUAUUGUGAAAAGGACUACCAAGUUCUUUUUGGAGUCAAAUGCGAAGCAUGUCACCAGUUCAUUACCGGGAAAGUCCUAGAGGCAGGUGACAAGCAUUAUCAUCCAAGCUGUGCACGAUGCAGCAGGUGCAACCAGAUGUUCACAGAAGGAGAAGAAAUGUAUCUGCAAGGUUCCACUGUCUGGCAUCCCGACUGUAAGCAAUCCACUAAGACUGAAGAGAAGCUACGGCAUUCCUCAUCUGAGUUCUUUUAUCCAAAGAGUCUGGUUCUGCGCAGGCCACGCUCUGCAGAGCCUACACGAACAUCAUCAGAAAGCAUUUAUUCCAGACCAGGUUCCAGUAUACCUGGCUCUCCAGGCCACACUAUCUAUGCAAAAGUAGACAAUGAAAUCCUUGAUUACAAGGAUUUAGCAGCCAUUCCCAAAGUCAAGGCCAUUUAUGACAUUGAACGUCCAGACCUAAUUACAUAUGAGCCAUUCUACUCUUCCGCCUACGAGGACAGACAGGAGAGACAGAGUCUUGGAGAGUCUCCAAGGACAUUAUCGCCUACCCCUUCUGCAGAAGGUUAUCAAGAUGUUCGGGAUCGCAUGAUUCACAGGUCUACUAGUCAGGGCUCCAUCAAUUCUCCCGUGUACAGUCGUCAUAGCUACACACCCACCAUGUCACGUUCUCCUCAGCAUUUCCACAGACCUGGCAAUGAGCCGUCCAGCGGUCGGAACUCCCCUGUCCCUUAUCGGCCCGACAGCCGCCCUCUCACUCCAACUUACGCUCAGGCCCCUAAACAUUUCCAUGUUCCAGAUCAAGGUGUCAACAUCUACAGAAAACCACCCAUCUACAAACAACAUGAUGCAGCUGCUUUGGCAGCACAGAGCAAGUCCUCCGAGGAUAUCAUCAAGUCCUCCAAGUUCCCAGCAGCUCAUGCACCAGCACCCAACGAGAUACCAAAGAUUGAGACUGACCACUGGCCAGGUCCUCCCUCCCUUGCAGCCAUAGGAGCUGACAUGAGACGCAGAUCAAGUGGAAGAGAGGAAGAUGAUGAGGAACUACAGAGACGCCGGCAGCUGCAGGAGGAGCAGCUCAUGAAGCUCAACUCUGGUCUGGGACAACUGAUACUGAAAGAAGAGAUGGAAAAGGAGAGUCGCGAUAGGUCAGCCCUUUCUGCCAGUCGUUACGAUUCUCCAGCACAUGCUGCAGCCUCCAAAACCUCUUCCCUCCCUGGCUAUGGAAAAAAUGGACUUCACAGGCCGGUGUCAACGGAUUUUGGUCAGUACAACAGUUAUGGAGACGUGAGUGGUGGUGUUAGAGAUUUCCAGUCCCUUCCGGAUGGUCAUGUCCCUGGAAUGAGAAUGGACAGAGGAGUAUCUAUGCCUAACAUGUUGGAGCCAAAGAUUUUUCCAUAUGAAAUACUCAUGGUGACCAACAGAGGGCGAAAUAAAAUACUAAAAGAUGUAGACAGAACCAGGCUCGAGCGCCACUUAGCUCCUGAAGUUUUCCAAGAAAUAUUUGGCAUGACGAUACAGGAGUUUGACAAGUUACCUCUCUGGAGACGCAACGACAUGAAGAAAAAAGCAAAACUCUUUUAAUCUCCCCUUAAACAAACCAACAAAACUAUGAUGCAAAGGAUAUUGUGUCAUGCAGUCCAAACUAUUUGGAAGCAACUACUUGUCCACCAAAAAGGGAAAAUCACAUAGCAGCACCUCUGUACACAGCAACUGAACAAGAUGAACGUUUGCCCUCCUGGAACGCAGGGCUCGGAAACAACAAUGAUAGUUUGAGGUGCUGGCCUGUUACAUGGUAUUAUCCAAGAUAGGAAACUGUUUUGUUCUUCUCCCUCAAUGAUAUUCCCUUUACUUUUCUCCACAAUACGAUGGACUUUAUUGCUAGAGCCAGGAAGUGCCCUUAGGAUGCCUUGUAGACUGAAGUAGUUGUAACCACUCCAAGAACUGGAAAAGAAUAUAUAUAUAUAAAUAUAUAUAUGUAUGCCUGUUUGCGUGUGUGCACACAUGUAUUUAUAUCUAUCCAUCUAUCUGUGUGUGCGUGUAUGUAUGUGUACAUAUGUGUGUAUAUAUAUGGAGAGGAAGAUAGAUGCUCUGAAGUGAAGGAGAAGCCCUUUAUAACUUAUCCACAUGGUCACAUUGAAGUCUUUCACACAACUGUUUCUUAAUUGACAUCUUCUUUGUGUGAUAUCAUCUGCAAAGGUGGGCGCUCUGCUCACUUACAGUACAUACCUGUUGAACUUCUGGAAAAUGGACUCCUUGUACUUGUAUAUAUUUGCUAGGAUGUAGGAAGUGAAUUGCUGUGUCUGUUGUCAGUCUUCCCUCUUCCACACUUUCUGCUUGAAUUAAUAGGGCCGGAGUUUAACCAGUCCUUUGAAUAAGAUCACUUAAGUAAUGGGAAUGAUGGAGAAGAGUCAGUUUUCUUGUUAUGUAUUCCAGGAGAUGGGUGGUUGGGGGUGAGAGUGACAGAGUGAGAAAAUGCUUUUUUAAGUGUGCCCUGGUUCACACCCAGAGAUUUCAGGACAGACUCCCUGCUGGUAUUUACUAGUACAGCUCAGCCUGCAGUGGAGUUGUAGGAUUGUCCAUCAGCAGGGAAGACGGUUCUCUGCAAGCUAACGUGCAAACUCAUCCCUCUUAGGGAGGAAUGUUUAUGAAUUAAAAGGUACCAUCAAGGUGCCAUGCUCUGCCAAUAGAGGCUUUUUGAUUAACUUGCAGUUGCUGUUGUCAAUAUGGCACAGUGCAUGGGGCCAAGCACUCCUUUUAGUUAAUGUAGUUUUUCACUUGUGCUUGGAAAAGAGGGCACAGGCUUUUUUUCCCCUCUUCCUCUCUUGAAGCGUCAAAACUCCAGCCUUGGUUAUUUUUAUUUCCCUUUGUGCCUGACUUGGUUUCUGAAGACAGAGUAAUCAUGCAAGACAGUUUCUGAGCUGCAUUGAACUCCUUAUGGCUUUCAGUCUUCUUCCAAUAUGCUGCAGCUUGAAAUACUGCCUGUGUAUAUACCUUAACUGCUUCUGGGUGAGUCCUAUACAGAGAAGGACAUGAGCACCAAAGUAAUAGAAUGAAUGCAUUGUGGCUGGCAGGUCAGCUUAUCUCUUCCUUGGUGCUUAACUGCCAAUGCAUACUGCACUAAUGAGCCCAUCUCCUGAUUGGGAGAGGGUCAUUUAGGUUCUGUGUCUGUCAAAGAAUAUCAAGGUUUCAUUUUUAAUGCUGAACUUCUGGCACUGGAGACAUCAGAACCUUUGUAUUUUCUAUUAUAUGAGACAUUGGUGUUAAAAUCUGGAAGUCAGGAAGGGGAAACAGUCCCGUGUAAUUGUGAGAUUCGGUAUCACUGUAUUGAGUUCUCUGUAUCACCACAUGGCAUUUCACCAUGAAAUGUGCAGGACAGCCCAAAUCCUGCCUCCUCUUUGCUGGUUUAGGAAGUCCUGUUGCAACAGAUCACUGUGGUUCCUUUGAUAUAAUCUGAGGUGAAGAUUCAGUAUACGAGAGGCAGAUACAAGGGGUCAGCACCAGCUCCUUGUCCCUAGAACCAAAGGAAUGGCGGGUCUGUGGGGCAAGAUGGAGAAUGUGCUACCCUGCAGGUCUAGCAUCACAGUCCCCACUGAACAGAAGUCCUCAGUGAACACUGUGACACUCGCAGCUGUGUGUAAGCUUUCUGGCUGUUGCUGAGAUUGCAGCAAAGAUCAGUUCAAUAGGUUAUACUUCAUUUUUCAGAACAAGCAUCUGAAAGGGGUUUAGAGGAACACUGGGAAGCGAGUGGGAAUGGUAGGGGCACUGGCAGCUUGAGAUGCAUUUUCGAGUGACUGCUGAAAACAAAUCCAAUGGAAGAACAGUCAUGGGCUUUGUGAAAGCUGGAGGCUCAGAAAUUCAGUGUUUGUCACCUGCAAGGUGUGGCUCAACUUUGAGAUGAAUAUUUGAGUUUUAAUGCAUUUAAAGUGUUAAAAUUCUCCACAUUUCAUCAGCCCCCAUCCCAUGGACAGUACCGUGUUGCUGCCUCUCAAACGCAGUAGGCAUUGCAGGUCUUUUAGCCCACGUCGCCUUGCCAAUAAACCUUUUUAAUCUGUAGACUUGCUCUCUCAAGGAUGUGAGCUGCCAGACUGCAUUUUUCUGUUCCCAUCUCCAGAUUACUAUAGCGUGUGAAUGCACUACCCAAUCAUUUCAGAAAUGACUAAGCCAGGUUGUUUUCUCUCCUCUCCAAAAAGGAAGACAAAAGAAGAUUAUAAGCCCGCCUCGUAGCCUGUAAGGAAUGACAGGGUAGUUUUUAUCUGUCUCAUCAGCAGAGAAUUUAAAUCUUCAACUGCAGCUCGGGAAGGAAUGAAGAGAAGCCAGCUUACAUACUGCAGAAUCAAUCUCUAACUGGAUAUUUGGGCUACUGCUGGUUCACAUCUCACUGGCAUAGUCAGUUCAUGGCCGCCUGCGCUAGAGUUAAUACUGCUUUAUUUCCAGUUGAGAACACAAAGGGUUUUCUGAGCUUCCAUUUCAUGCAUACAGUUAAUUCCCCUUCACUAUCCCAACCACUUACACGUCGAUACACCCCAAGAAAUCACCAGUCCAUCAGACCUAUGCUACAGCCAGCCCUGGGGUGUGGAGUGUGUUUUCUGCAGUGGGCUAUUAGUGAAUGUCACUGCAACACUUUCUGUUCUUUCAUCUGAUCUUCACACCUAAUAAAAACAGAAACUUAGCCCCAGGGAGGAUUUUCUGUGUAAGCAAUGAAUCAUUUUCCUAGUAUCAAUCAAAGCAGCAUUGUCCUGGGAAACUCUUUGUAAUUCCCCUUCAGUAUUCCCUUGAGAAAUGUCAGGGGUUGGACUUAGAUGAUCUUUAAAAGUCCCUUCCAACCCAAACCAUUCUAUGAUUCUAUGACUAUACCUCAAGUGCAUGCUUUAGUUCUUCAUGCAAAACAUCUGAGGUUCUGAUAAAAUCCUAUCAAACUCAGUACUGUCUUGGCAGAACAUCAUUGCCAAGAGGACUGAAAACUGAUUGUUUUUGUCUUUUUUUUUCCCCUUUUCCACUUUAAGAGUGAGGUAAGAGCCAGGACCUGUCAAAAUAUUGCAAAAUAACCACACGUGUGCAAAACAGGAUUAGGUACACAUGCAGGUUCUCAAACACAGUUGCACGUGUAGCACAAGCACUCCUCAUUUGGAGCUGAGAUAUUACAUGAGUAGUUAACCUGGAAUUUCCAGGUAGUUCCUAGUGUUGAAUAGAUGGCAGUCAUUAAGUUAUGAAGGUUGUCACUUAAAUAUGUGGUUGUAUUUGCAGGGCUUGUGGAUAGCUGUGAUAUGUUGAGUGUGCAAAAGGCAGGAUCAGUUUCCCAAAUCUUGAAAGUGCCAGGUUGGCCACAGGUGAUGCCAUUUAAAAGGCCUCCUCAGGCAUAUGUGAACACUUGCAGCACCCACAGCAGUGCUUAGAUGGAAGGAUAAGACCCUGUGCAGUAGUAUUUAUGUUAAUGAGGAAUCCAGAGAUCUGACUUACUGGGUUUUGUGCCCCCUCCAGAUGCUGGUCUGGUGACUUCCAUACGAACAAGUAGAGAACUGUUCUGCAUUCCAGUGGGAACAGCUGGCCAUAGCCUCUAUACCUGUGCCUUAACUUAGUGUAAGCUCCAGCCUCCUGUGAGUCAGCAGUUAAAUAUGUUGAUCAUCAUCUCUGAAGACAGAAUUAAGGCAGCUUGAAGAGCAGAUCUGGAAAUUACUGAACUGUCCACUGUUUCUCAAUGUGAUCUAUUGUGGCCUCAGUUCAGGGAGCUGAAUGUAGCAUCUCAACUCUGCCAGUGUCCUAUCCCAAACUUGCUAAACUUUCUGUACAACUGGAAGAGUAAGUUCUUAUAAACUUUGCUCACAGGAUCUUUCUUGUUUAACUGUUUGCUGUCAUCUCGUGCUGGUGUCACUUUGGGCGGGUUUUAAGGGCAUCUCAGAAACAUACUUGUUUUCAGUUUGGUUAGUAGCCUUUCAUUAAAUAUGGUUUGUGAUGUGUUGUGGACAUACUUGCAGUGUGCUGUGAAAGGUUAGACUAGGAGAACAGUAAGUUUCUUAAUAGCUGUAUGUGGGACAAGAUAGCUCUGUGGCUCCAGUAGUGCUUCUGUCAAGACAGAUGUCAUUUCUCCUUACAAAGUCCUAUAGUCUUAAGUCUGUGGGCUUUGCACUUAAGAGCUUGCUGCCUUUUCCCUGUUGCAAUUUGGAAAUCCUUUCUCAGUCAUACAGUUUGGAUAUCCUGCAUGAGCCUGUGCUACCUAUUUCAGACUGUGGGGAAGUAGAGUUUGGAGCCCAUAGCUUAUGAGCAUCUACACAGGAAUUAAUGUUAUGAAGCUGCUACAACAAGUGACACAAUAAUUAACCCCCAGAACAUUAAAAAUAUCAAGACCCUCCAAAUUUGUCUUGGAAUGACUUAUCUUGACUCAUCCUGACUUAGGAGGAGACCUUGGCAUAUUUGGACCAUGGCCUCGUAGAGUAGACUAAAUGGAAAACAGCCUUUUUCCCACUCCAUGAUUCACUACUUUCCUUCAGAAUGUAUUUGUGGAGGAGGAUGUCCUCAUCCUGGAAGUUACCUAUGGCAGUGAAAAAUACCAGUCAAUGGUCAUGCAAUAAAAUGUGCAGGAAACAAGAAUAUCAACUAAUUUGUCCUGCAAUGCCACUCAUCUUUCCAUGUCAGAGAGACUUUAGGGCUUGACUCCACAGCCCCUUCCCCAUCCAGUUAGCCCCAGGUCAUGGUCCAGUUCAUGUCCUAUCAACACAUCUGCUAAAGUCCAGCAUAGCCUUCAGGGUAGACACAUAGCAAGGGCUGGUCUUGAUGAUAGGUGGUAUGUUUUACCCCAUUGCUACGUAAUGAAGAGCUACUGAGCACUGUGAUAGUAGUACAAGGCACCUUUCUCUUUUCAUUUAGAAACACCCUUAUCACUGUGGGUUGCAGGACUGCUCUGGCUGAUGAGUUUUGCGUUGUGAUUUCUCCCACACACCUUUUUUGUGCUUAAGAAAAGAAACAAAAAACAUUAUCAUAAUGCAAAGAUAACAGGGUUUUUAGGCAGACAACUCUGCUGGCAGAGCUAUGUGCCUGCAUUUGGCAGGGAGAGAAAAAGUAUUAUUAACUUUAAUGUAAGCAUCAGUGCAGGAAGUGGGAAUGUAAUUGGCCAUUAAUGUUCUUUGCCUGUAUGCAAAAUAAAUUAUUUGUUGCCCAAUGGGCUUCUAACAGGGAAACAGAUUUCUGCUAAUGAUUUGCUAAAAAAUGCCUGUCCAUGUGAAGAGGUAAUACUUCCUCGUGCAUUGUGGUCUUUCUUUUGAGGUAGAAAGAGAUGACUGAAGGCAAACAGUAACCUGUUCUGCCAGGAUCACCACAGUUAAUGUGAGCGUUGCUCCCUAGACUUGCAAAGCUGAGGCCCACAGGACCUUACUCCUUCAGGCAUUAGGAAAUGAAGCAUUUCAAGUAGCAGAAGCAGCUAUGGGAAUCCCAGCGGUGCCUUACCAGGCUGAGUCUCUAGCUCCCUCAGGUGCUUUGACAGGUCCCACUGGACACUUGCCUGGGCUUUUGUCACUGAACACCUUCAGAAUGCACUUCCCCUCUCCCCCCAGGUGCAAACCCACUGAAAUCAGUGGAACCCCUCACUGACAUCCACACAGGCUGGAGCAGGCUCCUACUCAGCUGGCUAGAGCAAGGAAGGUCUCUGACUGCUGUGUAUGUGCACAGCAGCGAGCUCUGUGUGUUGUUACUGGAUCAGUCCUGUCCAAGCAGUGCAGCCUGGUCGUUGCUGACAACUCUUCCUGUAAGGGGGCCUUACAGCUGGGGGCUUUUUUUAAGCUUUGGAAACCGAAACUAAUUUUUCAAAGGUAUCUUUUCUUUUUUUCCCCUUAAAUCAGUAGAUUUUGGCAAUAGGGUUUUUAUUAUUUUAUUUUUCUUUUCUCCUCCCUUCACAUGUUACAAACCAGCAUUUUGGGGAGGUGUCCCUGUGUUUUCCAUUCAUCUGUGAGACAGCUCUCUUUCUGAGUCUCUGUAAAAGUGAAUCAAUGUCUUGUCCGUACAGUAAGUCUGCUUGUAUGCAUAAUGAAAAGUUGAGCUGGGUUGCUGUUCUGUACAAUUAGUGUUUCCACUGUCAUUACCGCAAGCAGCACAUAUUGCACUCCUGUGCCACUGUAAUCUGCAUCACUGUUGUACUCAAGUCAAUGAAUAAAGUUUGGAGCUUUAUUCUUAA
Messenger RNA from Neopsephotus bourkii (Bourke's parrot), 8912 nucleotides. RefSeq names its product actin binding LIM protein 1 (gene ABLIM1). NCBI's taxonomy places the organism in Eukaryota, Metazoa, Chordata, Aves, Psittaciformes, Psittacidae. The coding region runs from base 23 to 2332 and encodes 769 amino acids. The transcript is spliced from 24 exons. The record is from RefSeq and is a predicted model, not a curated record. Gene Ontology annotation, cellular component: stress fiber; actin cytoskeleton. Gene Ontology annotation, molecular function: actin filament binding. Gene Ontology annotation, biological process: cytoskeleton organization; cilium assembly; lamellipodium assembly.